Molecule: messenger RNA, 3810 nt
Organism: Culex pipiens pallens (northern house mosquito)
Lineage: Eukaryota; Metazoa; Arthropoda; Insecta; Diptera; Culicidae
Product: protein tramtrack, beta isoform
Exons: 5
Coding region: 583-2826 (747 amino acids)
Biological process (GO): regulation of transcription by RNA polymerase II
Cellular component (GO): nucleus
Molecular function (GO): protein binding
Source: RefSeq, a predicted model, not a curated record
AAGUAAAAGUUUGACCGAAACUCCAAUCCAUUUUAACCGACUGUUUUCCCACAAUGCGACCACAAGAAGAAAAACACGACACACACUCGUCAGUGAAUGACCAACCAACACUUCCACGAGCGCACACACCCAACAACACUGCCAGAUGGAUACAAUGCCGGCCACCGCAGAAACGAGAGCAUACUUUUGGCCAGCAUCAGCAGCACUUUCGGUGACUAAAUCGUGCGCAUCCAAAAACCUAGUCCAAGAUGGUCACAUGACAGACACACAUGGUCGGAAUAAUAUCCAAACCGAUCGACCCCAAAUGAGCCACACAAAAAAAUGAGUACCUCCCAUGAAUCACUCACCCCCCGCCGAAAGAAGAGAAACACUUCGACCCCCCACCACCCCGAAGGAUUCGCUAGGUCGACUGGGUCGAUAACGACAAGUGGCACGAGACCCGGACGCGAUCACCGCGGAAAAGAAACAACACACGCACCCACACUUGAACACAGACACACAGAAGAGACUGAGGGAGAGAGAGCAGGAGCUUGGCCUAAAAAGUGAGCCAGCACCACCAGUCGUGAAAACAAUCGGAGCAGCAUGGACACGCAACCGCAUGGCGGGGGAACGGCCAACGGCGGCAGUCCCCAGCAGUUUUGCCUUCGAUGGCAUAAUCAUCAGACAAGUUUACUCAGUUCGUUGCCACUGCUGUUGGAUCAGUCGCACCUGACCGACGUAACGUUGAUAGCCGAAGGUCGCAACAUCAAAGCCCACCGGGUAGUGCUAAGCGCGUGCAGUACUUUCUUUUCGGAACUGUUCCGAACGCUCGAUGGUCCCCUGUAUCCGGUGAUUGUCCUGCCGGGGGCGUCCUUUCCCGCCGUGGUCGCUCUGCUCACGUUCAUGUACUCGGGCGAGGUGAAUGUCUACGAGGAGCAGAUAUCAACCCUACUCUCGCUGGCCGAGACGCUGGGCAUCAAGGGACUGGCCGACUUUAGUGGCAACUCGCACAAAUCUACCACACCAACGACGGAGGCCUCUUCGCGGGAAUCGGAAAUUCCAUCGCCCUACCAGGCCGCCAUCAAGAUGGAAUCCCCAGGGGAACCCUUCUUUCCACGCCCGUUCAACUUCCACUCGCCACUUUUCCCGCAAGCGCUAAACCUUGCGACAAACAACAAUAGCAACAACAGCACCAACAACAACCACAAUAGUGGCGGUGCUGGGCCGAAUAAAUCGGCAGAUCUCUUUUCACGAUUUCUUCCACAGAAGUGUGAUAUGAUGGCGAACGAAGCGCUUUGGAAGAUGAAUGAGGAAAGCGAAGCUAUAAAUAGAGACAACAAAAGUGGCACCAACAUCGGUCCCAGUGGAACGAGCUUAGAGGAUCGACAAUCCGUCAAUGCUAAUAAUAAGAACAACAGCUCCACCGGUACCGGUACCACUGCUGGUCAGGCCAGUGACGAUGAGAAGCAGCAAAACACACCAAAAAACGAGACAGAAUCCGCCAACACUAGUCCUAAAUUUAAUUUCGACACCAACCAUCUCCACCACGAUUCCACCGCACCGUCUACUCCCUCCAGCAAUCCGGACGAGCACCGAAUGCAUCAGCAGCAGUCGUCCCUGAACACUUGUUCGACGAAAAAAUCUGCCAGUCAGGAAAACAAACGAAAGAAAAUCGACAAGAUUGCGGAAAAUCUCCGAACCCAAACCACCGCAUCGGCGGCGACGGCAGCCGCAGCGGCGGCAGCAGCAGCAGCGUCCUUCAACAAGCACUUGCUCCAAUCGUUGAAAUCAUUUCCCCCGAGUUCCCAGUCCCUGUCACAGAUGCAUCUGUUUAGCAAACCACCCACAGCGACACCGGUCAGCAGCAACCAGCAGCCAUCCUUCCUAGCCCAUCACUUUCUAACGAACGAAUCUGCAUCGAAAACGCCCGAAAAUCUGAUUCUGGAAUCUGUCCACCCCAGUCCCGGUACGGGAGCCCUGAACCAUGCCAUCACUUCGCCAGGCGCUGCCUCCUCCUCGACCUGUUCUUCUUCCACCACGAUCACACCGUCAAUGGCGAUGGACCUGGUUGGAGCGAGCGGUAUGCUGAAGGCCGCCGCCCAUCAUCUCAGUCCCCAACAGCAACAGCAGCAACAACAACAGAAGCCACCCACCAAACUGUACGCCACGUGCUUCAUCUGUAACAAGCAGCUCAGCAACCAGUACAACCUACGAGUUCACCUGGAAACGCAUCAGAACGUUAGAUACGCCUGCACCGUUUGUUCGCACGUGUCCCGCAGCAAAGACGCUCUGAGGAAGCACGUGUCCUACCGCCACCCGGGAACGCCAAGUCCGUGCGAUCCCGACACCAAGCGAAAGCGCUCCAAGGCGAAUCUCGGACAGAUGAUCAAGCAAGAGCUGCUCAACGAACAGGGACAGAUGAACCAGCUGAUCAAGCAGGAAAUCAUGAACGACCAGCAAAACAUGUCAACCCAGCAGCAACAACAACACCACACCAACCAACUGCUGGCCAAUUUGACCUCCCAAGGAAACUCGAUCGUGAUUCCCAGCUUCCUCCAGCAGGCCGCAUCGAUGCAGUCCGCGUUCUCGUCCAAAUCGAUGCUUUUCAACGCUCCCCAACCCAUUUCAACGGCGCUGGCCGCACCGCCCUCCCAAAUGCCCGCCGAUGUUUGCGCCACACUAUCCCAGCCAAAGGAUUUGAGCAACAACCCAAUGCAACCGUUGGACAGCGGUGCCAACGGAACCUCAGCUUCGACGUCCAAAAAGCUGGACAACGGUUCACCGGAACGCAUGGACGAGGGAGCUUCUGUGCCGGAAGAGGCCAAGCCAAACGGCGCCGCGUUGUAAAACUAGUCAAAUGUCGAAACGCGAUAGCUAGCGAAAUCAAACAAUCAAACGGAACCACUCUCAUAAAAGACAUUAAUUUAAAGUAAACAAUUAAGCUAUUACACAGAUCUAUUGAAGAUAGUCAAAACGUCCCUAACAUAUGAAGGUUUUAAUUUCACUUUUUUGUUGUUUAUAAUCUACUUCCCUAGCUGUGAUAGUCAUUCAAUCGUAUAGACUUAAUUUGAACAACAACUUCAAUCAAUUUCAACGUACUACAAUGCACAAUACUUCCCAAUCCCAAAGACCUUGAAAGCCAAAGAAACCAAUUUUUUAUUUUCAAAUUCGUGUUGAGUACUUUACCUACCUCACCAAAUUUAAAGCAAUCGUUACUAAACCUCCAAUUGCUAGUCCUGAAAACCAUUAUUCGACUACAGUCUACAACUAUUCUCUAGAACAAAAAAAAACUUGUAAAAGACACUACAGUCCCCAUCUCAUCGUCUGUAAGCAAUGUGCCUCACUUAAUCGUUAAAAGAAAAUUAUAUUUGUACCAGUGCCUUUCUACAAUAAUUAUUAAAAAAGUUAGCAAAAAAUAACCAAAAAAGAGAUUUUAAUCUAAACAUACAAUACGAUAACCUCUCUAAGUAAUGUAAUUAUGAAGAAAAAAAGAUGUGAAACGUGAAAAAGACAAUACCAAGUAGGACAAAUAAGGAAUUUAGCUGUUUUUUUAUUUAAAAUAAACUAUUGACACAAAGUUUUUGCUAGGCGUUAAGAUAUAAAAAUAAUUAUUGAUCGAGCAUGUUACCACACCACUGUUUCUUUACUCUUGUUAGUGAAACUAACCAACUUUUGAGGGAAAAUCAAAAAAACACUAUACUCUCAAGCGAUAAUGACACAUUUAACAUCUUCACGAAGCGUUAAAAUGUAAGGAAUGUUUUUUUUUUUGUUUUCUAGCUCCUUUGUAAUAAAAUUAUCAAUAAGACGGAAAAUAAAUUUGGUUUGUUUACC